Myotis lucifugus (little brown bat) is the source of this 2533-nucleotide messenger RNA. It is a transcript of the gene PLPPR2, whose product is annotated as phospholipid phosphatase related 2. Gene Ontology annotation, biological process: signal transduction; phospholipid metabolic process; phospholipid dephosphorylation. The record is from RefSeq and is a predicted model, not a curated record. Lineage: Eukaryota; Metazoa; Chordata; Mammalia; Chiroptera; Vespertilionidae. Gene Ontology annotation, molecular function: phosphatidate phosphatase activity. The transcript has 10 exons. The coding region runs from base 308 to 1591 and encodes 427 amino acids.
GACAGCAUCUCCAUUUGUGCGUCCACCCGCCCGCCUGCCAGGCCAGCAAUCAGUCGGUCCGGCCGCGCUGGUGACGUCUAGGCGAACCCGGAGCUCAGGUGGCAGAGCCUCUACCCGAGCAAGCCUUGUGGAUGGAGCACUGGACCCAGAGUGCCUACCCUCACCUGCCUGCGCCUCAGUUUCCACAUCUGUGCAAUGGGGGUGACCAUCACUGCCCUGCUGGCUGCCAGGAACGGCUGUGAGUCCACGGGCGUGGCAGCCACCUGUGGGAAGUCAUAGGGCUCUUUCACAGGCCCAGGCCUUCACCAUGGCGGGAGGGAGACCUCAGCUCAAGAGGAGUUUCUCCAUCAUUCCCUGCUUUGUCUUCGUGGAGGGCUUCUUCUGCUAUGACAGUACUUAUGCCAAGCCCUACCCGGGGCCCGAGGCUGCCAGCCGGGCACCUCCUGCACUUAUCUAUGCUCUGGUCACCGCUGGGCCCACCCUCACGAUCUUGCUGGGGGAGCUGGCUCGUGCCUUUUUCCCCGCACCACCCUCAGCCAUCCCCAUCAUCGGGGAGAGCACCAUCGUGUCUGGGGCCUGCUGCCGCUUCAGCCCCCCACUGAGGAGGCUGGUCCGUUUCCUGGGGGUCUACUCCUUUGGCCUCUUCACCACGACCAUCUUCGCCAACGCGGGGCAGGUGGUGACUGGCAACCCCACGCCGCACUUCCUGUCCGUGUGCCGCCCCAACUACACGGCCCUGGGCUGCCAGCCACCCUCCCCGGACCGGCCAGGGCCCGACCGCUUUGUCACCGACCUGGGUGCCUGCGCUGGCAGCCCCAACCUGGUGGCCGCUGCACGCCGCGCCUUCCCCUGCAAGGAUGCCGCCCUUUGCGCCUAUGCCGUCACCUACACAGCGAUGUACGUCACACUGGUGUUCCGCGUAAAGGGCUCCCGCCUGGUCAAACCCUCGCUCUGCCUGGCCCUGCUGUGCCCCGCCUUCCUGGUGGGCGUGGUCCGCGUGGCGGAGUACCGCAACCACUGGUCAGACGUGCUGGCCGGCUUCCUGACCGGAGCGGCCAUCGCCACCUUUCUGGUCACCUGUGUCGUGCACAACUUCCAGAGCCGGCCACCCUCCGGCCGAAGGCUCUCCCCCUGGGAGAGCCUGGGCCAAGCCCCCACCAUGGACAGCCCCCUCGAAAAGUUAAGUGUGGCCCAGGAACCCGAGGCCUGCAGGCCGCAUUCGACACCGGCACGGCUCACCCCAUCCAAGCCGCAGAACUGCGCCCGCCGUGGCCACCUGAUCCCAAGCUGCGCGUCCUCCAGGGCUCCAGCCAUGUGUUCAUCACCCCGUGUGCCCCGCCCUCGAUUGAGAUCUGAGCCAACGCCCCUGCCUCUGCCCCUGCCUCUGCCAGCACCAACCCCCAGCCAGGGCCCCUCACCCUCCUCUCCUGGGCCUGGGGGGCCAGGAGGGGGUGGUGGACGUGGCCGGAAGCUGUUGUUGCCCACACCCCUGCUGCGGGACCUGUACACCCUUAGUGGACUCUAUCCCUCCCCCUUCCAUCGGGACAACUUCAGCCCUUACCUGUUUGCUAGCCGUGACCACCUGCUGUGAGGCCCAAUCACUCACCCAGAAUCUGCCAGUCCUCAUUUCUUCCCUGCCACACGUGUGCGUGCGUGCGCCGUGUGAGUGCCAAAGCCCCCUGUCCCCAGACCAGCCAGGUCCAGACAGCAGAGGAUGGCUGGAAGGACAUUUGGGGGCCCCCUGCCUCCCUUGCCCUCUGGGACAUCCAAGUGGGCAUAACUGGGAGGUGGGCCCUUGCCCCCUAGGAUUGCCUUUUUGAGGGCCAAAUCCUGACCCCAUUGGCUAUUGCCAGCCAAUGGGAGCCUCCAGUUAUUUGAAUUGUAACCAAAAGGAGUUUACUCCAGCCAAUGGGAGCCUCCUCCUCACUUAGAAUCCUCAGGCAAGAGGGCAACUCCAGCCAGUGUUCAGCAAAUGAACAACCAAUAGGAGCCCUUGUUUUCCAGAAUUUCUAGGGUGGGUAUGAUUCCAGCCAAUGGGGGACCGCCCAUUGAGGAGGGAGAUGGGAUCAUCCUUUAUAACUGGGUUCUCUCUCCUCAGGAUCAGAAUCCAACCCGAGGGUGGGGGCAGGUUCCCCCAUGGCAGGGUCCUUGAUUCACCCCUUCCCCUUUCAGACCCUCCACCAUGUGCACCCUCCCACCCAGACCCUCCUAACUCCCUCCAUAUGCAGGGCUUGUCCAGUUCAAAAGUUUUGUGGUUCAGGGUGCUGUCUCCCUUUGCCUGUGCCCAGGUCACUCAACCAAAACCCUUCUGUUAUUUAUUAGGGCUGUGGGAAAGGGCCUUUUUUUUUCUUGGAACCCACCCCUGUUUUUCACACUGCCCCCAUGCCUCAGCCUCAUGAGGAUGUGCCAUCAUGGGGGCAUGGGUGGAGCAGAAAGGGCUCCCCAUCCAGGAGGGCAGCCAAAGGCAGUGGGCAGAGGAGACACUGACUCCCUUUCCUGCCCCUCCCUCAUCUUUAAUAAAGACCUGUUUGUA